Nelumbo nucifera (sacred lotus) is the source of this 2019-nucleotide messenger RNA. RefSeq names its product basal transcription factor complex subunit-like protein. The record is from RefSeq and is a predicted model, not a curated record. Gene Ontology annotation, cellular component: transcription factor TFIIH holo complex; transcription factor TFIIH core complex. Gene Ontology annotation, biological process: regulation of DNA-templated transcription; nucleotide-excision repair. NCBI's taxonomy places the organism in Eukaryota, Viridiplantae, Streptophyta, Magnoliopsida, Proteales, Nelumbonaceae.
UCUACCAUUUCAUGCUCAGGUAAUUCUCACAUGGCAGUUACAUCGCAGAAGAUUCGGGGCGUACGGCGGCACGGGCAGCUUCUGUUUCGUCGUCGAUGAUCCAUCUUUGAACUGAACGCUCUUUCAGAGCCGGCUCUUUUGAAACUCUCUUUAUCUCAACCCUCCCUCCUAACAGCUAUUACCAGAGAUUUUGAAAACAUUAAGCUCAACGUCGGCUUCUAUCUUGAAGUUGCUGUUUAUAAUGCCCAACAAGUGCUUUUCACAUGUCGGGCCUGACUAGUGUUCACAAAAGAAAGGGAAGGGAAUCUACAUUGCACGGAAUUUAUUGCUCUUACUAGUUGCUACUUCACUCUGCUCACCCGCUUCAUUCAUCUAAAUUUCAAACUUUUACAGUCAUGGCAUCAAUUACAUCAAAGUUGUAUUCAGAUGACGUUAGUCUUCUUGUGGUUCUACUCGACACCAACCCUUUUCUCUGGAGCGGGGAAAACACCACCACCAAUUCGCUUUCCUUCCCCAAAUUCCUCACUCAUGUCUUUUCAUUUCUGAAUUCCAUUCUCCUCCUCAAUCAACUCAAUCAAGUGGUAGUUAUUGCCACUGGGCUCAAUUCUUGUGACUACAUUUAUGAUUCCUCAUCAUCGCCCACAACUGUAGAGAGUUUGGAGAAUGGGAGAAUGCCUGCACUUUGCUCCAAGUUGCUGCAGAACUUGGAGGAAUUUCUGGCUAGAGAUCAAGAGUUGAACAAAGACGAGUCACCACCUGGGAUUGCAUCCUCAUUGCUGUCAGGAUCAUUGUCUCUGGCCCUUUGUUAUAUACAGAAGGUGUUCCGUUCUGGACCGCUUCAUCCUCAGCCUAGGAUUUUAUGCCUGCAGGGAUCCUCAGAUGGACCUGAACAAUAUGUUGCAAUAAUGAAUGCAAUAUUCUCGGCCCAACGUUCCAUGGUUCCUAUUGAUGCAUGUGUUAUAGGGGCCCAACAUUCUGCCUUUCUGCAGCAGGCUUCUUACAUAACAGGGGGCGUCUAUCUGAAGCCCCCACAACUGGAUGGAUUGUUUCAGUAUCUUUCGACUGUAUUCAGCACUGAUUUACAGUCCCGCAGCUUCUUACAACUUCCCAAGCCUGUGGGAGUGGACUUUCGUGCCUCGUGUUUUUGCCAUAAAAAGACCAUUGACAUGGGCUACAUCUGUUCAGUUUGCUUAUCUAUAUUCUGUAAGCAUCACAAGAAAUGUUCAACGUGUGGGUCUGUCUUUGGUCAGGCUCACUCUAGUGCUACUACAACUUCAGACAGGAAGAGGAAGACUACAGAAUCCUAGUUCUAUCUUGGAUUAGGGCAUAACAGGGUGAACUCCAUGGAAAAAGGUGGCAUAUAUAUUUAAUUACGUGGACUUCAAGUAUCAAUGGCCAGAGGAGUUUGACGAGUUUUGUGACCUCUGGCAUCUUACGUGGCAAGAUUUUAAAUUGGAAACUCGUUCUCACGCAUACAUAUAUACCUAGCUGCAAUAUAACAGGAAAAUAAUGUUCAUGGGUGAUGUGAUGUGGAUUAUAGCUGUGUCCUUUGUGCUUUUAUGCCUUCUACAAAACAUUCCUUUACCUUGGUAUUUUGCCCUCUGUAUAGCCACUUUUAAUGCAGAGCACUGAAAACAUGAGGUCACAAACCAGGCCUGUAAUAAACGGUAAGGGCCCUUUUUUCCCAGUCCUAGCCUGUGAAAUGAAGAACAGUGCUUCAUAUGACAAGAGAAACCUCAGCGGCUUAGCCCUUAGCCCCCUUUGGGUAAAACUAUUAGAGGUUAGGUGUCAGACCCUUAUCAUUUUGACCCCGUGACAUUAGGGAUGUAAGGGAAAUCUUUGCCAUUAAGGAGGGUUAUAGCAGGUCAUUUUUGUUCCCCAACUUAUGAGUCAUAUCUUUGAAAUGCUAUGGUUCUAUGCAGGGUUCAAAGAAUCAAACCAUCGAUAUGUAUUUGUUAUGAGGAUCAUUGAUAUGCUAAAUACAAGGAUUUAUAACAAGUGGCCUUAUUUAACCGUUAA